Molecule: messenger RNA, 1182 nt
Organism: Bacidia gigantensis
Lineage: Eukaryota; Fungi; Ascomycota; Lecanoromycetes; Lecanorales; Ramalinaceae
Exons: 1
Coding region: 1-1182 (393 amino acids)
Source: RefSeq, a predicted model, not a curated record
AUGUCAUGGGCUUCAAGAAGGCAAACGAGCAGAGUCGAGGACAUGGCUUAUUGCCUACUGGGAUUGUUCGAUGUUAAUCUUCCCUUGCUCUACGGGGAGGGAAUGAAAGCCUUCACAAGACUACAGCGUGAGAUCAUUCGUCAUUCUAGUGACCAAUCGAUCUUUGCCUGGACGACGAAGUCGCGAGCGGAAAAUACUGGCAUGUUUGCCUCCGACCCUUCAGCUUUUGCAAACUCGGGCGAUGUUGUCCAGCUCCCCAAAGCAUUUCCAUCCAAGGAGGUUGUGCCUUACGAGGUGACAAAUAGAGGUCUCCGAAUCAAGCUGCCAUUCAUCACAAGGAAUGGAUUGCUCUCAUAUACGUACCUAGCUCAUAGUAAAGAGCACACUCUGUAUCAAGUCAAACUUGGAUGUUGUAGGUCAUAUGCGCCUGAGACCAAUCUGAGCAUUUUGCUACUUGAAGACCCAAAUAAUGAAUCGGUAAGAUACGAUUCUAACACACUUGUGAUGGAGCAAUACAAGGAAGUCGAUAGCAAAAUAUUCUAUGUAACAAAUCCAUCAGCUCAUCAACCUGCCGCGGACAAACCACAUCUCUGGUCAUCUAUAUGUCUGUAUGUGGCGCCAGACUUACAAGCCGAAGGGAUUUCAGUACUAGAUAUUUCGUCUAAUGCUCCAAAGGAGAUACAGCUCCACAAUGACAGAUCACAAAUUUCACGUUAUAUUUCUUCCCGGGAGGAAGCGCCGAGGCUGAUAACCCUGACCGCAUUCAAAGGGACAGAACACAUACUGUGCUGGAAUGACCUGCUAGAUCCCUGCCACAAUGGCGCGUGGACAAGAGCGUCUAGACUUCGCGAUCCUCCAGAAAUCUUCAUCUCGAUGGCAGGAAAGUCAAUUGAUUAUGAAGCAACAGUUCAAGCCCUGCGCAACUUGCUAAGACUGUCAUUCAAAUGCCCAGUGCCAGCACGUGAGAGACUCAACUUGGAUGAGCUUGUUUCAUCUGACCUGAAAACAUUGCACUUCGACAGGAAUGACAGUGUACUGCUGCCUUGGGUCGAAGGGAAAGACCUACAAGUAACAUUAAGACAUGAAAUGGCAGUCAAUCAGGAGUUUCCUACUCUCGUAAUAAGUGUCGAAUUUGCGAAGGGGGACGUCAGCCGAAUUUUUGAGACGCCGUUUCUCAAAUAG